UUUGAUAGAUGUCGCUGCUUGUAUAGCUUCGGCUUUUUGCAAAAUAAAAAAGAGUUACUACUGUAGCAAAGUUAAGUCGCACAAAAGUCCUGCAACUUUUGUUUGACAGAUAGCGCACACCGUUAAUACUGCUAGAUCCUGCGUUGUUUGUAUCAUCGUCUGUCAACGCUGAGAUUCGUUUUGCUUUUUGCUUUGGCUUGAGCUCCGGCACUGGCUCGUUCGUUUUUGCUUUGCGUUUUAUGGGGUUUCUCUUUUUAUCUGAUCCGUAAUGCCGCGUACAGUUGAAUGUUCGCAAUCUCAAUCCAUCCACAUCCUGGUAAAGUGGUGUGGAAUGCAGAUGUGGGACGUCUAUCCCAUACACGCCCUUCAGGAUGAAGAACUCAAACAAGUCCUUGUUCUCAACGGCGUCCAGGAAAACAAGGGGAGGUUGGUGCAGGUGGCAUGGUCCAACGGCGACGAACCUGCUCCCGCGCUGCUUGUAGAUGUCGGGACGCCAGCUGACAUGGAGAGGUUGAGAAAAAAAGUCGAGGGCAAACAUCGAGACGAUCAACCGAAUCAGGUGGAGCAGGAAUUGCUGCGUGUGCUUAAGGAGAGCGAAGCUCGCAAGAGGGAAAAUGUGACCUUGAAAGAAAAAGUGGAUAGUCUAUCUAACAUCCAUGCCUUGUCUUCCGAGAUGCAAGCAACUGUUCAGGACCUGAAGAGGCUACACAAGAAGACCCGAAAACUGCUCUCAAAAGAAGCAUUGCCAGAUGAGACGGAGCUUUGUGCAUCAACACUACAUAUCAGCACCUAUCGUACCAGUGAAGGGCAAGAGCUGUGUCCAGCAGAAUGA
Ornithodoros turicata is the source of this 832-nucleotide messenger RNA. RefSeq lists its product as uncharacterized. Bases 269 to 832 code for a protein of 187 amino acids. The record is from RefSeq and is a predicted model, not a curated record. Lineage: Eukaryota; Metazoa; Arthropoda; Arachnida; Ixodida; Argasidae. The transcript is spliced from 5 exons.